This is a messenger RNA of Amaranthus tricolor (Joseph's coat), 2108 nucleotides long. RefSeq names its product organic cation/carnitine transporter 3-like. The transcript has a single exon. Bases 223 to 1806 code for a protein of 527 amino acids. Gene Ontology annotation, biological process: transmembrane transport. Gene Ontology annotation, cellular component: membrane. NCBI's taxonomy places the organism in Eukaryota, Viridiplantae, Streptophyta, Magnoliopsida, Caryophyllales, Amaranthaceae. The record is from RefSeq and is a predicted model, not a curated record. Gene Ontology annotation, molecular function: transmembrane transporter activity.
AUGCUUGGUCGACAUCCCAGUUGAUGUCUCUCCUAAAACACCUCUCUUCCCCUCCUUUACCUCUUUGCCCUUAAAUACCCUCUUUUUUCCUUCACUUUUUCUCAGCCACCCAAUUAUCAUAAUCAUAAUCAUAAUCAUAAUCAUAAUCAUAAUCCCUAAUUCUUUUCAUCAUAAUCAUCUAAUCAUCAAACCCAAUCUUUUCAGAUCCCAAAAACAAAAAUCAUGGCGGAUUCAUCUCCAUUACUAACCAACCAAAACGGUGAACAAAAUUCCAAUUCUUAUGAUUACCGUCACCCAACCCGAAACAAAAACGCAACAGUCAACGAUAAAAUCGAGCAGUGCAUCGGAAAUAUAGGCUUAGCGCAGAUUAUUCAAUGCGUUUUAGUCUCCUUCGCUUGGGCAUUUGACGCCCAACAAACCUUCAUCUCUAUCUUUACCGACGCCCAACCGUCCUGGCAUUGCACGACGGGUGCGUGCGGUGACGAUAUAUGCGCCGUCCCAGAAGGCGCCGCUUGGGCUUGGGACGCUCCAAUCGACUCAACAAUCGUGUCUGAAUGGGGUUUACAAUGCGCCAAUUCAUUGAUUACAGGGUUACCCGCUUCGUCUUUUCUCAUCGGUUGCGUCUUCGGUGGGCUCGUGUUAGCAACGUUAGCGGAUUCAUGGCUCGGUCGCAAGAAUCUAUUGCUAGUAUGUACCUUAGCUAUGUCUUUAUCAGGUAUCUUUACAGCUUUAUUUUCAAGAAACAUUUGGGUUUACGCGUUUUUAAGAUUUGUUUCUGGGUUCGGAAGAGCCGCAAUUGGGACAUGUUCAUUGGUUUUAGCUACCGAAGUUGUUGGUAAACAAUGGCGUGGUCAAAUUGGGGUUAUGGGUUUCGUUUGUUUCUCUUUAGGAUUUCUAUCAUUACCAGGAAUUGCUUAUUUAAAUCAAGGUCUUUCAUGGCGGCAUAUGUAUAUGUGGACUUCUAUUCCUGCACUGGUUUAUUGUGCACUUGUUAUCUUCUUUGUUAAGGAAUCACCCAGAUGGUUACUGAUCCGGGGCCGAAGGGAAGAAGCCAUGGAUGCGCUUAAAAACAUCGCCACAUUACACCAAAGUAGUCUUACUUUGAGCUUCUUCGGAGAAGAAGAAGCUCCUCGCGGAGAUGACACAGAUGUCUUCUCCGCGAUGAAGAUUAUGGUGUCUAGGGCAUGGGCCCUACGACGAUUAAUAACCGUUUCGUUUAUAUCUAGUGGUCUUGGUGUAGUUUACUAUGGUAUGCCCUUAGCUUUAGGGAACUUACCCUUUAAUAUUUAUCUAAGUGUGUCCCUUAAUGCCUUAGCCGAAUUACCAGGAUCCUUUUUAACGUUUGUUUUGGUUAAUAGGUUAAAUAGACGGUUUGCAGUAAUUGGGUUUACUUUAGUGAGUGGUAUCCUAAGUGUUUUAGUAGUGGUGGCCGGAAAUUUUGCGGAAAGUAAUGAACAUAUAAUGGUAUUACAAGUUGGACUUGAAAUACUUUCAUUCCUUUGUGGGGUUUCUGGAUUGAACCUUAUGUUGAUCUUUACUUGUGAGUUAUUCCCUACUUGUGUUCGGAAUUCCGCCCUGUCUAUGGCCCGUCAAGCACUCGUGUUUGGCGGGGCAUUUGCGCCACCUCUGGUCGCUGCAGGGCGAAAAAACCCAUUUAUAGCAUAUGGAGUGUUUGGAGUGGUGAUAGCCAUUUGUGGGUCAUUUGCGUUUUUCUUGCCCGAAACGAGAGGAACUACAUUGGCGGAUACGAUGGAUGAAGAAGAGGACAAGGCACAAAGGCUAGGUAGUUUCUGGGCAACUCAUUAACAAUGUUUGAGAGGGUGGGCUUAUAGUUUUUUGUUGUAUGAAUUGAUUAUGAUAUGUUGUUUGUCAUUGAUUACUCAGAUUUUUUUGUUUGUUGUUAGAGUGGAGUCAAUUUUUGUGGGCAGGUAAUACUAGUUGAACUAUAUAGUUGCUAUAAGAUUCCUAGGCCAUGCUAGUAGCUAGCUCUUGCAAUUGGAUGAUGUAUUAUAUGUAUUCUAUGUACUCUUGGUGUAUUCCAACUAGCUAGUAUGACAUGAUCCACAAUUUUGAAUAAUAUAGAGGCAUGAUGAAGUAUUCGUAUCUUC